AUGGCCGCUGCCCUCCGACACAGCCGUCGCCUUCUCUCGCCUGGCGAAUCGCUCCUAUACGCCCUAGUCCAUACCAGUCCUGCUGCGCGUCUCACACCCUUUCCACCAGCGCAGCAGCAACACUCUCGAGGACUCAAGAUCAACCGCGCCGCUGCUCGGGCUCUGCCCGCCGACUUCGACAUCAACAAGCUUCUCAAUGCCGCCAAUAAACCUCAAGCGGAAGAAACGUCUAAGCUCGCCGACCAGUUUGUACUCGACGAAGCUAUAGGAACUCGCUGGUGCCAACAACGGGACCCCGGCAGCGGCAAGCUGCAGACUCCUCAGCUCCUUGAUGCGCUGCUCGCAAGCAUCGACCGUUCUACGCAGGCCGUGCAGCUCUUAACUGCCGUGGGCCCUUCUGCGGACACCGCAAUCGUCCGAGUUGUGUCUCGAGCCGAACUUCUAGCGCAGGCGGCUGAGAAGGAGCGCACCAGAAAAGAGCAGGCUAAGGAGAAGCGUGUGGGCAAGACUAAGCAGAUCGAGCUCAACUGGGCCAUCAGCGAGAACGAUCUGGAGUUGAAAUUGAGGCAAAUGGAGAAGUUCCUGGAGAAAGGAAGCAAGGUCGAGGUACUGCUGGCAAACAAGAAGCGACAACGCCGGGCAGACUCGGAGGAGGCGAAUAAGACCUUAGAUCUGGUCAGGAAGAGAAUCGAAGACAUCGACGGGGCCGCAGAGCGAAGCAUGGAAGGAAAAGUUGGUGGCCAGGCAACUUUGCUUGUGGAAAGAGCCUGA
Molecule: messenger RNA, 771 nt
Organism: Cyphellophora europaea CBS 101466
Lineage: Eukaryota; Fungi; Ascomycota; Eurotiomycetes; Chaetothyriales; Cyphellophoraceae
Exons: 1
Coding region: 1-771 (256 amino acids)
Biological process (GO): mitochondrial translational initiation; ribosome disassembly
Cellular component (GO): mitochondrion
Molecular function (GO): translation initiation factor activity; ribosome binding
Source: RefSeq, a predicted model, not a curated record